Messenger RNA from Saccostrea cuccullata (small rock oyster), 1670 nucleotides. Its product is annotated as uracil-DNA glycosylase-like. Gene Ontology annotation, biological process: base-excision repair; base-excision repair, AP site formation via deaminated base removal. Gene Ontology annotation, cellular component: nucleus; mitochondrion. The transcript is spliced from 8 exons. Bases 35 to 1087 code for a protein of 350 amino acids. Lineage: Eukaryota; Metazoa; Mollusca; Bivalvia; Ostreida; Ostreidae. Gene Ontology annotation, molecular function: uracil DNA N-glycosylase activity. The record is from RefSeq and is a predicted model, not a curated record.
UAGAAUUGACACGGAAAUAACGCGGGAAAUUUUCAUGGUCUUCAUUAACUUGAUCAAGAGCGCAAGUAAAUGCAGUGUGUUUGCGUUAUUUAAACCGGUAAGCACAUUAAAAAAAAUGAGUGGGCAGGCGAAAAUUUCGGCUUUCUUCACACAGUCUACCAAGCGGACGAUCAACAAUGUCAAUAAUGGAGAAAUCGGAGAAACAGUGCCUAAAACACCAAGCCCAAAGAAGCUCAAAAUGGAUGAAAAAGGGGAAGAUGUCUCAUCAAUGAAAGAGAAUAUAGAAAACAGUCCCAACAGCAAUGUACCAUCAGCCCCUUUAUCUCCUGAACAAAAAGACAGGAUAGAACAGAACAAGUUAGCAGCCAGAGCUAGACUAGCAUCCAAGACAUCUAAUGGUCUACUGGUCGAUGUAGGACCAUCGUGGUUCAAAGCCCUGGAGAGUGAAUUCUCAAAGGAGUAUUUUACCAAUCUUUCAAGGUUUGUGAUGUCUGAAAGAAGCAAGCAUACAAUAUAUCCCCCAGUCCAUGAUGUGUUUAGCUGGACCAACUACUGCAGUAUUGAUAAAGUUAAAUUGGUCAUCCUAGGACAGGACCCUUAUCAUGGACCCAAACAAGCUCAUGGUCUGUGUUUUAGUGUCCAAAAGGGAGUGCCACCACCACCAAGUUUACAAAAUAUGUACAAGGCCCUCUCAGAAGACAUACCUGGAUUUUCCCAUCCUGGACAUGGUACUCUCAUAGGAUGGGCAAACCAAGGAGUCCUGCUUUUGAAUGCCUGUCUGACGGUGAGGGCGGGGCAGGCUAACUCCCACAAAGACCAGGGCUGGGAGAAGUUUACUGACGCUGUCAUAUCGUAUCUAAACAAAAACAAACGAGGACUGGUGUUUAUUUUGUGGGGAUCCUAUGCUCAGAAGAAAGGAGCACAUAUUGACAAGAAGAAGCAUCACGUGUUGACCGGUGUCCACCCCUCGCCGCUCUCUGCUCACCGGGGAUUCUUCAGCUGUAAACAUUUCUCAAAGUGUAACGAACUUCUUAAAAAGGAGGGGAAAUCGGCCAUCGAUUGGAGUCAUCUCCCACCACAAAGUUAGAUCAAUACACAAAAGUGGGGAACUUCAUUCAUAAAGACAUAGUAACUCUUCAUAAUCAUGUAGCACAUGUUGUCAUUAUUCAUUCGUCAAUAGUUUUAUUAGCUCAGCUGAGUCAGAGCGUAACAUAAAGUGAGCUUAUCUGAUCAGACUGAUUUUAACUGUUGUCAUUUGAUGUCUGGCUGGGAAUUUUCACAUUUUCUAAUUUUUGAAAAAAAAUUUCUCUGAUCCUAGAUUGGAUAUUUGAGAGGGAGGGGGUUAUCUUGCAUGUAUUGUUAAUAUUUUUAUCCAGAGGAUUUCUAUUAAAAAAAUUAAAGAAUAUUAUAGCCCUUACAGUUGCAGAGCAUUACAGUUAUGCUCUAAUUAUGCUUUCACAAAGUGAUUUAUGAAUUGUUCCAUGCAUGCAGAAAAGCUGCUAACCAUUAUAUUGGAAAUCCAAAAUGUUCUGUUUUUAUAUUAUGCUGGAGAUUUAAUCAAUUUUUUUUUGUUACAAGACAAAGUUUUGUCACUAUUGUUGAUUUAAACUGCUUUAAUAGUACUAUAAAGUGAAGUUGAAUUUUUAAAUAAAAUACUUGAAAUCUUUUAA